GGGAAAUGGUUGUGGUGGGAUUGGGGUCUGUAUAUCUUUCUCUUGCCUUUGGGACAGGGGCCGGUUGUAACUUGUAGGGACUCGUCUCAAGCGAAGAAAUGAUAUCCACUCUCAAGAAAUUUUUUGGGUAUUCUGGGUUUCGGCCAUACCAGAAGGAGGUGAUCGAGAAAAUUCUUGAGAGAAGGGAUUGUCUGGUCGUCAUGGCCACUGGCAGUGGAAAGUCUUUGUGCUACCAGGUUCCUCCUUUGCUUGUGGGAAAGACUGCCAUAGUCAUAAGCCCUCUUGUAUCUUUGAUGCAAGACCAGGUGAUGGCUUUGAAACAAAGGGGAAUCAAAGCUGAAUAUCUUGGAACUGGUCAGAGUGAUCACUCUGUCCAUAAUUUAGCUCAAAGUGGUCAUUUUCAUUUAUUAUUCAUGACUCCUGAAAAGGCAUGUUUACUUCCUGUCAGCUUCUGGUCAAAAUUGCUAGAGGUUGGAAUUUGUCUGCUUGCCGUUGACGAGGCACAUUGUAUAUCAGAAUGGGGCCAUGAUUUCAGGGUGGAAUACAAGCAAUUAGACAAGUUACGCAAUAUUCUCUUGGAUGUUCCAUUCGUUGGCUUAACUGCAACUGCAACAGAAAAGGUUAGAAUCGACAUCAUCAAUUCCCUAAGAAUGAACGAUCCUUAUGUGGCUGUUGGCUCAUUUGACCGAAAAAAUCUCUUCUAUGGUGUCAAACAUUUCAAUCGUGGUACACUUUUUAUGAACGAGCUUGUUCAAGAAAUUUCAAAAUUUGCAGGGAAUGGUGGGUCAACUAUUGUUUACUGCACAACAAUAAAAGAUGUUGAACAGAUUUUCAAGUCACUUCAGGAGAUAGGAAUUAAGACUGGAAUAUACCAUGGCAAAAUGAGCAGCAAAGCUCGUGAGGAGUCCCAUAGGUCAUUUAUAAGAGAUGAACUACAUGUCAUGGUUGCCACUAUUGCUUUUGGGAUGGGCAUUGAUAAGCCGGACAUAAGGCAAGUGAUACAUUAUGGUUGCCCAAAGAGUCUAGAGUCCUAUUAUCAGGAGAGUGGACGAUGCGGAAGAGACGGUAUAGCUUCUGUCUGUUGGCUUUAUUAUACAGGAAGUGACUUUACGAAAGCUGACUUCUACUGUGGAGAAUUGAAAACAGAAAAUCAGAGAAAAGCUGUUGUGGAGUCAUUGAUGAUUGCACAAAAGUAUUGCAUAUUGGCAACUUGUAGAAGAAAGUUCUUGCUUGAUUACUUUGGAGAACAUGUUUCAGCUGACAAUUGUGGAAAUUGUGAUAAUUGUAGGUUCUCAAAGAAGGAACGCGACCUGUCAAGGGAAGCGUUUCUUUUGAUGGCUUGCAUUCAAUCAUGUAGGGGUAAAUGGGGUCUCAAUAUGCCUAUAGACGUUCUUCGUGGGUCUCGAGCAAAAAAAAUUCUUGAUGUGCAUUUUGACAAGCUUCCACUUCAUGGACUUGGGAAAAGCUACUCUUCAAAUUGGUGGAAAUCAUUGGCUUAUCAAUUGAUCUCUCAUGGUUUUCUGGUGGAGACUAUUGAGGAUGUGUACAAAUUUGUAAGUGUUGGUAAGAAAGGAGUGCAAUUUCUUAGCUCUGCUAGACCUGAUUAUCAACCACGACUAGUUUUGCCAUUGACUAGUGAAAUGGCUGAUGAUGAGGAAUAUCAAAGUGCAACAAGUGGAGUUGGAGAAUUCAAGAAUUUUGUGACUCUGGAAUCUGAAGGUUUUUCGGAGGCUGAGGUACAACUCUAUCACAUGCUUUUGGAAGAGAGGAUGAAGCUUGCUAGAAUCAUUGGGACUGCUCCAUAUGCUGUAUGUGGUGAUCAAACAAUAAAAAAAAUUGCCUUGACAAGGCCAUCAACAAAAGCUAGGUUAGCAAACAUUGAUGGUGUCAACCAGCAUCUUGUCACGAGGCAUGGAGAUCAUCUUCUUCAAACAGUUAGGCAUCUUUCACAAAAAUUAAACCUUUCCUUGGAUGGUGAAGCAAGUUUACAGACUGCUAAUGCCAGAAAGGUGCAUCCAAUUUCAAUACCCAACCAACAGAGAAAAUUGUCAUCAGCUAAGUUUGAAGCAUGGAAAAUGUGGCAUGAAGAUGGUCUAUCAAUUCAAAAAAUUGCAAAUUUCCCUGGUAGAUCAGCUCCUAUAAAAGAACAAACUGUCUGUGAAUAUCUUCUGGAUGCUGCCCAAGAUGGUUUUGAGAUCGAUUGGAUCAGAUUUUGUUGUGAGAUUGGACUGACAAGGGAAAUUUUCGUAGAUAUUCAAGCUGCCAUCAACAAGGUUGGCUCUAGAGACAAGCUAAAGCCCAUUAAAAAUGAAUUGCCUGAAAACAUAAGUUAUACGCACAUCAAGACUUGUCUGCAAAUGCACAGCUGUGGGAUGUCUCUAGAAGUGGUACCACCUAGCCACCUGAGUAUGUCAAAGGUUGGUGAGCUUCAGAACCAAGUGUCUGAUAUUAGUACUGUCACAAGGACUCAAGAAAGAGAGGUACAUCCUAUCCAUGAUGAAGAUCUGUACUCCCCAGAUAAGCGUCAAAAAAUAAACGAAAUUGAAGGAAGUUCCACUGUGUUGGAGGCAACAGAGAAUUCCAUAUUAAACUGGCUUAAGACCUAUGAAGAAGGGGUUUCGUUGUCUGAUAUUUUGGAGCACUUCAAUGGGUCCAAAAGGGAAUCUGUGAUUGAUCUGCUGAGUACACUUGAAGGUGACUUUAUGAUAUUUAAAAAGAAUGAUCUGUACAGGCUUUUGUGAUUAGGAAUUGCAUUAGAUUGCUAGGCGUGGUUUUGUUUUAUUUUAGUUCAUGCAAGAGAUUUCUUUUUUUCCAAAGUUCAUACAAGAGAUUGAAUGACUGAAAUUUGGCGUGUAAUUAAAGUGUUAAUUACUGCUUA
Molecule: messenger RNA, 2878 nt
Organism: Hevea brasiliensis (rubber tree)
Lineage: Eukaryota; Viridiplantae; Streptophyta; Magnoliopsida; Malpighiales; Euphorbiaceae
Exons: 20
Coding region: 99-2741 (880 amino acids)
Biological process (GO): DNA replication; double-strand break repair via homologous recombination
Cellular component (GO): cytoplasm; chromosome; nucleus
Molecular function (GO): four-way junction helicase activity; 3'-5' DNA helicase activity; ATP binding
Source: RefSeq, a predicted model, not a curated record